AUGGACGCGGCAGAGGACAAGGAGCGAGCUGAGAAUGGCGUGGCGAACGCAGACGUCGACGCGGAGACGCCGUUCGAGGUCGCUGUCGCCCUCACAGGGCAGGGUCGCUUCCACCUGACUGCCCUCACCGUGUGUGGUUUCUGCCUCAUGACGCUCAUCUUCGAGUCGCUGGCGGCUGCCUACGUCACGCCGGCGGCCCAGUGCGACUUCGACAUGUCCUCCUUCGAGAAGGGCUUCCUGAGCGGCACUAUCUACAUAGGCAUGAUCGUGAGCUCCCACCUGUGGGGGUUCGUGGCGGACACGCGCGGCCGGCGGCUGGUGCUGUCUGUGACUCUGGCGGCCAACAGCGCGUGCUCCGUGGUCGCCGCCUUCAUGCCCAGCCUGCCGCUGCUCAUCUUCCUGCGGCUGCUCAACGGCAUCUUCAUCUGCGGGCCCUCUGCUGUGACAUACGCCUACCUGGGGGAGUUCCACGGUGAGAAGACGCGCACUCAGAGCAUGGUCUACGUCUGCGUCUUCAUCGCCAUUGCCAGCGUCGCACAGCCGGCAUUGGCAUGGGUGGUGAUCCCGCAGCCGUGGGACGUGGCACUGGGGGCUGUGCGGCUGCGCUCCUGGCGCGUCUUCCUGCUGCUGGGGGCGGCGUUGAGUGCCAUCACCUUUGCCCUCCUCAGGCUGUUCAUGCCGGAGAGCCCCAAGUUCCUGCUGGUUGCCGACCGGAGGGACGAGGCACUCGACGUGCUCCGCCACAUGUUUGCCACCAACAAUGGCGUACCACCGGACAAGUUCCCCGUUACAGCCCUCCAGAAGGACUCGCAGUCAGUGUCAUCGGUGGGUGUCAACACCAAGUCCCCAGCAGCCAUCGCUCGCCACAUGUGGAGGCAGACUGCCCCACUGUUCAGACCGCCCUACCUGCUGUACACACUGCUCGCCUGUCUUCUGCAGUUUGGCCUCUACGCCAGCUCUAAUGGCUUCCUGCUGUGGCUGCCAGACCUGGUGACCCGCAUGUCGCAGUACAACAUGGCCUACCCUGGCCAGGAGACCACCGUCUGUGACGUCAUCGCUAUCCUCGCUGGACAGAUGCCACCACCUGUUGACAUUCAAACGAACUACUCCAGGUGA
This is a messenger RNA of Schistocerca americana (American grasshopper), 1116 nucleotides long. Its product is annotated as synaptic vesicle glycoprotein 2A-like. The coding region runs from base 1 to 1116 and encodes 371 amino acids. Gene Ontology annotation, biological process: transmembrane transport. NCBI's taxonomy places the organism in Eukaryota, Metazoa, Arthropoda, Insecta, Orthoptera, Acrididae. The record is from RefSeq and is a predicted model, not a curated record. The transcript has 8 exons. Gene Ontology annotation, molecular function: transmembrane transporter activity.